Daucus carota subsp. sativus is the source of this 1017-nucleotide messenger RNA. RefSeq names its product probable glutathione peroxidase 2. Gene Ontology annotation, biological process: response to oxidative stress. Gene Ontology annotation, molecular function: glutathione peroxidase activity. NCBI's taxonomy places the organism in Eukaryota, Viridiplantae, Streptophyta, Magnoliopsida, Apiales, Apiaceae. The transcript is spliced from 7 exons. Gene Ontology annotation, cellular component: cytosol. Bases 86 to 712 code for a protein of 208 amino acids. The record is from RefSeq and is a predicted model, not a curated record.
GAGUGAAUAAAAAAUUGCAAAAUAAACUCAACAUGAAAAGGGUCUUCAAUGGCCGGCUAGCUGGGUGGAGUAUAAUAUUUAGAGUAUGCCGUUGUUGAAAUUAAUGAGUCACUGGCCAUCUCUCUUUGUUCUUCUUCUCGCCUUCUUGUUUGUCUAUUUUCUACCAUACACAUUUCCAUCUCUUUCCUUCUCUGCUACAAGAAUGGAUGGUGAGUCAGACACCCCUAAAUCAAUCUAUAAUUUUACUGUCAAGGAUAUUCAAGGAAAUGAUGUAGCUCUUAGCAAUUACAAAGGGAAAGUUCUUCUAGUUGUAAAUGUUGCUUCCAAAUGUGGUUUCACUCAAUCUAACUACAAAGAGUUGAAUAUAUUGUACGAGAAGUAUAAAGAUCAAGGUUUGGAAAUUUUGGCAUUUCCUUGCAAUCAAUUUGGCUGGCAAGAGCCUGGAACUAACGAGGAAAUUCAGGACACUGUAUGCACUAAUUUCAAAGCCGAGUUCCCUAUAUUUGACAAGGUAGAGGUGAAUGGAAAUAAUGCAGCGCCUCUAUACAAAUUUUUAAAGGCCGAGAAGGGGGGCUUGCUUAUAGAUGCCAUAAAAUGGAACUUCACGAAGUUCUUGGUAAACAAAGAAGGAAAGGUGAUGGGGCGAUACGCCCCUUCAACAUCUCCUCUCAAAAUUGAGGAAGAUAUACAAAAACUGCUGCAAUUGUCCUGAUGACCAAGGACAUUUGAAAAGCAAGUUGACAACUUCAUCAAUAAAGCAAACCAGAGCUUUCUGUUCUAUAUAUUUGGAGAUGUUACUUUUCUUUGUUGUAAUUUGGUUGGCCGAAAAUAAGUUUCCGUGUCUCUGUCACUCUAUGAUUAAUUACUGAGUACACGUAACAACUUUAAUGCUGUAAUAGAUUGUAUGAAAAACGAUAGAAAUGUAUGAUUGUAUCUUUCUAUGGUGCAAACCUUAAUAUGCACUUUGAGUGAUAAUUUGAACAUCUUUAGUAGAAACAUUUGAGUUAUUUGUUUGUA